Messenger RNA from Hyposmocoma kahamanoa, 1888 nucleotides. RefSeq lists its product as uncharacterized. The coding region runs from base 45 to 1616 and encodes 523 amino acids. NCBI's taxonomy places the organism in Eukaryota, Metazoa, Arthropoda, Insecta, Lepidoptera, Cosmopterigidae. The record is from RefSeq and is a predicted model, not a curated record. The transcript is spliced from 2 exons.
AGGGUGUAACUUAAUAUCUCCAAACUGAACAUGACAAACGUAUUAUGAAGAUCAUUUUCUUUUUAUUAAUAUGCUUGACAACAUUCCUUUUAACGUUUUCGGACUCUUCGAAUGUCGUACUGGAUCAUAAGGAAAAUCGGAAUCAAUUGGAGAAUCUAGUGGAUAUGUCGUUUUUAAAGGUAGCUGAAAACCAUGAACUCCCGCUGAACGAUUCUCAAACUUCGUCUAAUUCGGCGGAUGAAGUUGAAAGAAAUACGGCUAGUUGGAUUGAGGGUGAUAAACAAACUAACCAUAAAAAGCUUAAAGCAGGAAACUCUGCUUCUGACGCCGAAAGGGUAAGGUAUACUUUUGAAAAAGGCAUUCGAUUGCAACACCACAACAAGAAACCUUCAAAAAAAAUUCGCGACAAAAUUAGAAUAUUGAAGCGAAUAAAGCAUCAAAAUUACGAGAAAGACGAUAAACACCCUUUGGGUAAUGAACACAAAGACAAGAAAGAUGUAAAAAAACGUGAAAACCCUCAUAAAAAAAUUAUAAAUGACUUUAGUGAGCCUGACCCUAUCUUAAACAUACCCAUGGGCGACAGUGGGCCAAUAGCUAAAGAGUUUUUUGAAAUUGAUCCAGUACUCAAUAUGGUCCAGAGUAAUGUCAACAGAAGGCAUUUGGAUAAAAAUCAGACCUCGGAAAGUUCAGAUGAAGAAAGUUCAAGACUGGAGUUUGGAGAUUUCCGAGAACAAUUCAAAGCAUUUUGGUUACAGAAAAAAUACGAAGCUUUGAAUUCAACAAUCCCUGAUGGAGAUCAAGUUAUCAUGGGAGGAACACGGCCUUGGGGAGUAAAAUGUGGAGAUGCAAACCAGCACGAUAUGCCUUGGGGAACCUGCAUGUUGCCCAUGGAAUGUGACGUAAAAUAUCGUAUAUACAACGGCGACGUAUACUGCGGUCGAACUUCGUUUGUCUGCUGCGCACUGGAAGUCGUCACUUACGACAUGUACCAAGAAUUUGACGUAAAGUUCGAAGAUAAAAGCACGUCGGAAGAUUCCGACGAGGCAAACUACGACCGUCAAAGGGCACGUGAAAACCAAAAGAAACGGAGAGAGGCCAGAAAAAAAAGAAAAAAAAGAAUUAAAAAGACUAGAAAUAAUAUCACAAGGGAAAUGAAAAAUAUCCUUACUAAGUCGUACGCGAAUGCCACAAACCGGAGAAAGAAAAAAGCCAAACAGCUGCAAAGGUUUAUUAAGUUUUUAAAGACUGAGUACAAGAAGAAUCGGCAUAUGGUUCAAGAUCUUUAUGAAGAAGCGACGGUGAAAAUUGAUGCGGAACUUAUGAAGAAACUGUACGAUAUAAGAGAGAUGAAUCACAAUUUUAUGCUUAACCAGACUUUUGCGGAUAUAGUGGUGAAUGGCACAAAGAAAGGUGCAAGAAUGUUGAUCCAGGCAUAUCCGGCGCUACAAGAGUUUAUUGAUAAGACUCCACCCCUGACCCCCCCAAUUGUAGGCAUGGCAGAAAAAAACAACAAUCGUUUCGGUGGUGCACUAUCUGAACCCAAAGAUAAAACUGGUUUUAAACAGAAGGGAGACUAUUUAGAGUACGACGUGCAAUAUGGAUUUCUUUAUUACUAGUGUGCUCUUUUGAUUUGUAAAUACUUUAAACGAAUAAGGGUCCAUUCCACGGGGCUUUUCUUUUACCGUUUAUUUUGUAUAUAUCAAUCAUCAAGUUAGGUACUUUAUGUCAAUCCACGAGUCCUCGAUAAUAUUGCGAUCGAACUAAUUGAGAUUUAAUAACUUGAGUAAACGGUUUCCUGUCUCUGUGUUUACUGUUUAUCAGAACUUUUUACGAACUUAUCGAAAUUAAAAGUUUAAAUUUUUUUAAAUUAAAUGUAUUAUGCAACCUC